Hyaloscypha bicolor E is the source of this 389-nucleotide messenger RNA. RefSeq lists its product as uncharacterized. Lineage: Eukaryota; Fungi; Ascomycota; Leotiomycetes; Helotiales; Hyaloscyphaceae. Bases 4 to 387 code for a protein of 127 amino acids. The record is from RefSeq and is a predicted model, not a curated record. The transcript has a single exon.
GCGAUGGCUAGCCGACUCGAUACAACAUCAAGUUUCAAGUCUGUGGCACCAUUCACCGCAAAAAGCGUCCUCCAGACCCCGGACGAUUUCAAAUUCGCAUCUCGCCAAACACAAAGAGGAUCCCUAGCCCCCAGAGAUCUCAAAGAGCAAGAUGACUGGGCACAAAGAAUGAUCAAGCUUGUUGGCGUCUGCCCCGAAAACAAUGACUGGGCCCGAAAGGAAAAUCCGGGAGGAUUUCAGUGUUUGGGCGGAGGUCACAGUAUGACCGAUGAGUUGCUGGCUGAGGGACUGGGUGGUAUCUUGGCGCAUCCUGCAAGGAAAUGGGGAGAGAGUAAGGGACCCUACUAUCCAGACCCCAAUACUGGAAAGUACACGAGAGGAGUGUGAAC